GCGUCGCCAGGGCGCAGGUGAAACCGACUCCGACCUAUCCCGGGAACUUUCGCAGCGGGGACUCGCUGCGCGAGGCGCGCAUCGCGCAGGGGCGGCCUGGGAGCCGCCCUCUCCCACCCUGGGCUGCGCGCGGGGGCUCAGCCCCGGGGCCUGUCCCCGGGGGACCCGCGGCCCUCUUGGCACGUUCAGGGGCUGCAAGCAGGCCGCGGCUGAUGGAGGCAGGUGGCGCCGCCCCGGGCGCAGGUGACAGACGCCAGGCCAGGGUUUCUGUUGGCGGGGGAGAGUGCAGGGAGGGCGAGACGCAGACACCUCGGGGCCAGGGGACGACGGGGCAGCGAUGGCCCGAGAGUUGAGCCAGGAGGCACUACUGGACUUUCUGUGUAAGGCCGGGGGCCGAGUGACCAACGCCGCCUUGCUGAGCCACUUCAAGAGCUUCCUCCGAGACCCCGAUACGCCCCCCAGCCAGCACCAGCGCCGCCGCGAGCUUUUCAAGGGCUUCGUCAACUCGGUGGCCGCAGUGCGCCAGGACCCCGACGGCACCAAGUACGUGGUGCUCAAAAGGAGGUACAGGGACCUUUUGGGGGAGGAGGGGCUGCAGCGACCCAGCGACCCGCCCGCGGCCGCCGCCCCUGCAGGGGGAGCUGCGCCCAGCUUCCCGCUCCUCGCGCGCAGUGGGGAGCGGCCGCCGCCGCCGCAGCAACCCCGGCGGCGGCGGCGCGAGAAGGAGCUAGAGGAGGAGCCAGCAGGUGCCGCAGACCCGGCCGCCGAGGCAGGUUGCGAUGGACUCCUCGCCAGCGGGGCCCGGGAGGCGGCCCGGAGAGGCGGCCGGCGGAGGGGCAGCUCCGGCCACAGGGCGCCGGUGCCCGCGGCCGCCCAGGAUGGAGCGAGGUGCGCGGCGGCCGAGACGCAGGGCGGCUGCUGCUGGGAAUGCCUCCAGAACGGCCUGGGGGGACUCCCGGGCGAGCCGCUGCUCGGCUCACUCCCCGACCCCCCCACCGCCACCGCCAGCGCCAGCGCCUGGGAGAAGCCGGCGCCGGCCCCGCCUGCCCAGGACGACCGCGGGGCUCCCAGGCCGCAGCGGGAAGGUGCGCCCGCGGAGCCCCCGCCGGUGUCCGCGGCACCCCGCUCUCCUCCGACAACCGUCGAGGCUGCUGGGAGCGGGGCUUCCCCGCUUGCUCUCCUGUCCUGCCCCACUCCCCCCGGAGAGCCGCCCGAGCUGGUGACCCCGAGCUCCCUGCAUUAUUCGACCCUGAAGCAGCAGCAGCAGCGCACUCGAGAGUGGGUGGCCAGACACCCCCAGAUACCCAAGGCCCGAGACCAGGGUCCCAUCCGAGCCUGGUCGAUACUGCCAGACAAUUUCCCCCAGCUACCCUCGGAGCCGGGCUUCUGGGUCCCGGAAUCUAAGCCAGCACCUCCGGACCUCCCUCCUCCCCCUCAUUCUCUCUUUCCCGCUGUUUCGGAAUCCUGGCCCGGGAAGUCUCCACUGGCCGUCUUUCGUAGCAUUCGUUGUCAGCUGUCCCUACAAGAUCUGGAGGACUUUGUGGACCAGGAGAGCCACGGCAGUGAAGAGAGCAGCAGUGGACCCAAAGAGUCCCCUGGGGGUUCUGAAGAAGGGCUGCACCUUCCCCCGGGAGCCCCAGAUGGGAGAAGGCUCAGGAAUCCAGCUGGGGCCCCUUCUCCAAAGGAGGGCAGCCCCAGCAGGAGCCUUCAGGGCCUCAGGAACAGAGAGGAUGGUCACCCUUCUCAGCCCGUCCCAAUAGGAGCUGGUGGCCUUGCAGGCCACCCUCAGCCUUUGCCCUGGCCUGUCCCCAAAUUAAGGAGAUCCCUAAGGAGGAGCUCUAGGGCAGAGAGAGCCCAACUGUCCUCCUCUGAUGAGGAGUGCCUUGAGGGGGAUUUGCUGAAAAGGAGCCGGCGUCCUCCCCGGUCCAGGAGACCCUCGAAGGUGGGAGCAAUGUCCAGCCCAAGGGUGGAUGCCGCUUUGACACCAAAACCUGCAGACCUUAAGGCUACUGUUGUUGAGUGUGGUCAUCCACACAGCUCAUGGGCCCCUGGAGGGGAGAGGCCUGCAGCCUUGAUCCCCACCAGAUCUUCCGAGCACAAGUCAUCCCUGGUCCCUCUUGAUGCCAGGGAGCAUGAAUGGAUUGUGAAGCUUGCCAGUGGCUCUUGGAUUCAGGUGUUGACUUUGUUCUGGGAGGACCCCCAGCUGGCUUUGCACAAAGACUUUUUGACCGGGUACACUGCCUUGCACUGGAUAGCCAAACACGGUGACCUCAGGGCCCUUCAGGACUUGGUCUCAGGCGCACAGAAAGCAGGGAUUGCUCUGGAUAUAAAUGUGAAGUCCAGUUGUGGGUAUACCCCGCUGCACCUUGCAGCCAUUCAUGGCCACCAGGGGAUCAUCAAAUUGCUAGUGCAAAGGUUGGCGUCUCGUGUGAACAUCCGGGACAGCAGUGGGAAGAAGCCUUGGCAGUAUCUGACCAGUAAUACCUCUGGGGAAAUAUGGCAGCUACUGGAAGCCCCACGGGGCAAGCCCAUUUUUUCCACCUAUCCCUUGGCUCGAAGCUCUUCCCCCACCAGGAAGGCCAAGAGCCGGGAAAUAUCUAGAAGUGUCACUCGAAAGACUUCCUUUGCUGCCCUGCUCAAAAGUCAGCACAGCAAAUGGAGGUCAGCCAACCAGUAUGAGAAAUUCCCCAGUCUAAGGGAAAGAGAAGAGUAUAGUGACUGAGGGGAGCCCCUCCUUCCAACAUGGCCUCCACAUCCCCAUCGUUGAGCUAUUCAGUGAGAGAAUCCAGGGGGAAUGGAAAAAUUGCUGAGGAGUUGGUCGAGAGGCCAAGUGAGAUGGCCUACCUAGUGUUUACCUCCCUGGAUUCUGCGUCAGCACAUCCUGGACCUCAGAGGUUGUCCAAGCUUUCUCACGGCUCAAGUCCUUGGGCCAGUGAACGUAGACAAGGAGCAGAGUCAGGUGCUUAAAACCCGGCUGUACUUCCCUUGCCAUCACAGAUCCGGGCACAGCAGGCCACACUAUUCUCCCAAGCAGCUACCCCAGGCCUUGGCUAGAGAGGAAACAGAUGUCUAACAAGAAGAGAGGCAAUUCAAGGAAUUGAUGAAGCUCAAACAAAAUCCUCUCUCUGGCUAGGAGCUCUCUGGCUUCCAUUCAUUUGGAGAACAAAUCUUGGCUGAGAGUGGAAAACACCAGGUUUGAAAUCAGAUGGCUCCUCUUCUUUCCCUUUUUUUUUUUUUUUUGGCAUUCAAAUCUGUGCAGUAAAAUUAUUACUGGAGAGUAGAAGUUGCUCUAAGAGAUUCCUCUGCCCCAUCCUCAGGUGUUCCUUUGAAUGCAACCUUUGGUGGCCAGCGCAAGAAAUGAUUAAUGCCUUGUUUCCGAGAAGGAGUUGGAAUGUUUUAGCGAGCUUCCCUGGUGGCGCAGUGGUUAAGAAUCCGCCUGCCAAUGCAGGAGACACGGGUUCAAGCCCUGGUCCGGGAAGAUCCCACAUGCCACGGAGCAGCUAAGCCCGCGCCCCACAGCUACUGAGCCUGUGCUCUAGAGCCCGCUAGCCACAACUACUGAAGCCCAUGCACCUGGAGCCCGUGCUCCACAACAAGAGAAGCCACCGCAAUGAGAAGCCUGCACACCGCAAUGAAGAGUAGCCCGGGCUCUCUGCAACUAGAGGAAACCCGUGCGCAACAAUGAAGACCCAACACAGCCAAAAAUAAAUAAAAUAAAUUUUAAAAAAUUUAAAAAAAAAAGUGUUUUGGCUAUUCUGGGUCCCUCAAAUUUCCAUAUGAAUUUUAGGAUCAACUGGUCAAUUUCUGCGAAAA
Molecule: messenger RNA, 3813 nt
Organism: Balaenoptera ricei (Rice's whale)
Lineage: Eukaryota; Metazoa; Chordata; Mammalia; Artiodactyla; Balaenopteridae
Gene: SOWAHB
Product: sosondowah ankyrin repeat domain family member B
Exons: 2
Coding region: 338-2722 (794 amino acids)
Molecular function (GO): protein binding
Source: RefSeq, a predicted model, not a curated record